Nerophis ophidion (straightnose pipefish) is the source of this 8854-nucleotide messenger RNA. It is a transcript of the gene lg03h14orf180, whose product is annotated as linkage group 03 C14orf180 homolog. The transcript is spliced from 10 exons. Gene Ontology annotation, molecular function: connexin binding. The record is from RefSeq and is a predicted model, not a curated record. NCBI's taxonomy places the organism in Eukaryota, Metazoa, Chordata, Actinopteri, Syngnathiformes, Syngnathidae. Gene Ontology annotation, cellular component: plasma membrane; trans-Golgi network; transport vesicle. The coding region runs from base 240 to 1292 and encodes 350 amino acids. Gene Ontology annotation, biological process: positive regulation of Golgi to plasma membrane protein transport.
GCAGCCUGGAAAGAGGGAGGGGAAUGGAUCUCUUCAGUGUGAGUCGCCGGAGCUCCCUCAGCCCGCUCCUUACCACCUGCCCCUGACAGGCCGUUCUUGUCAUUAGUUAUUCUUUCUUUUUGUUGGUUUUGAAGAAUCAUCUCCCACCGCCUUCAUGAGAGGGCUGAAAGAAGCACUGAUUUGUCCUCGGUUGCCAGCGCUCUGAUGGGAGGCAGUGCCGACUCUGGCUGGGACUGGGGAUGCUGAGCGGGGGGAGGGAGGGCCUGUUUGAGCUGGGACAGCAGCUCCAGCAGCAGGGGGAGUACCAGGCCGCUUUACACUGCUUCCUCAGCUGCCUGCUGGGACUGACCCAUGUGCAGAGCUUCACCUCUCUGCCCAUCUGCCUUCACCAGAUUGCAGAACUUUUUAUCACGGAAAAAAACUAUGGGAAGGCCCUCCAGUUCAUCCAGGCUGAAAAAAUGUUCUACGAAGUGGCACUGAUCGAGCUCACAGCGCUGCACGGGAGAACAGAGCCCCAGGAGGAGCCUUUGCUGGGUUCUGCAGGAUGGACGACCCCAGAGGAGCUCUCAGAGCAGGCUUCUCAGGCUCAGCACCUCGAGCGGCUAGCCCAGCUGUGCAUCAUGAGCAAACAGCCUCAUCUUGCACUAGAGUACAGUGGUAAGGCUACGAAGAUCCACCAAAAGACCUUUGGUAAUGACCAUCCGAUUACUGCCAGAAGCCUGGAGCUCAUGGCCACAGUCUAUGCUGAGAUUGGCAAGACUGAAUAUUCAGACUCCUUAGGGCAGUGUGUGUCUGCGCUGUCCAAACACUUUGCUGCUGCUGAGUCUAUCAGAGACACGGUCAAAGGUCUUCCUCAUUCUCAUCGGGAGAAACACUCAGAGGUUCGCCAUAGAAAGGACACUCGCCAACAACAGGAGGAUGAGCCAAAAGCCAAGUUACCCAAUGGAAGAAUCCCCACAUCCAUCCUCAAGAGGCCAAGCUCCAGUUAUGGGUUGGAAACAGAACACAGACGGACAGGUGAACGGAGGGUUCGAUUCCGGGAGCCGGAGACCACGGUGCAUGACAUUCCUUCUUUUGACAGCACAGACUAUGAGGUGACGCCAUCCCGCCCCCACCUUGCCUUGUUUACCUGCCUCUUCCUGAUGAUGUCCUUCCUGGGCGUGGCCAUGUAUUGCACCGACCGGCGGCGACCGCAGCCGGCAUGCGAGGAGCUGGAGGCGUCACUGGCUGUGUAUCUGUUGCACAUGAAGCAACUUGUGUGGGGCUGUUGGUUAUGGCUGACCAUGCAGUGAUGGACACCAGCCACAGGCCGGGCAUAAACACUCAAUAGCCACAUGAGUGGAAAGGUUCAAGUCCAUAUAGAUGCGCACUCUUUAUAUUUCCAUUAAGGAGUUGGAAGCGGUAGAAAAUGGAUGGAUGGAGUUGGAUUGUUCACUUCGAUGAGAAAAUUAUAAAAUAAAAUCCUCAAAAUGUUCAAGACGGAAAUGGGGCCGCAAAAAAAUCUUGCCAAGGGUCACAAAAAGCCUAGUGGCGGAAUACUGGGUGCAUAUUUGGUGAUGGACCGGUCUUACAUUAAAACACGGAGCUUCUUUUAUCUUUUGAAUAUGUGCAGAGUGCAGUGAUGGGCAUGGAACUACUAUUCUACUUCUGACAGUUUUGCACAUUUGCACUCACGUAUCCUUUUCUUGAUUUGAUUCAUCAUCACUGUCGACAGGAUGUGAUUGACAAUGAAUGAAAAUAAUUAUUUUGGUACAAUAGACAACUUGAGUAUAUGCUGUCAAACCUUUUUGACGGAAUGUGUGUGCACUUAGAUCAUUCAAGAAUAUUAAUUUGAGACACAUUUGUGCGAUCCAAUACAAGAGCUGUAUCAAAAGUUGGGUUUUUAUUGACACUGUCAGAGAUUAUGGCUUUAACGCCACAUUAAUAAAAGUAUACAUAAGUACUUAUUUUACUAUGUCAAUCAAAGCUUUGCCUUAUAACAGUAGGGAAGGGAUUUAAAAGGCUCCAGGCGUGGGUGGCUCUCGUGUGAGAGGAAGGGGUUGGGUUAAUAAUUUGCUGAAAAUGAUGGAAAGCGCCUCUCUAUAUGGAAACAAAUGCUGUGGUCAAAGUUGGAAUUGCCACAAAACACAUUUAAAGAUAUUCAACACCACUGCCAUCUGGCGGCACCUAAAACCCGUCACUUUUCAUGCGUCAGAUAAACCGCGACGAAUGGAGCCAAAUCAAUCCCCUUCCUACUGUAUCUUUGUAAAGGCAAAAUCUUUGUAAGAGCACAUGUGUUGGAUCUGAUUUAAUUGUACAGAUGUAUUUGAUAUGUAGAGUGUGUUUGGCAGCUAUAAUACAGUACAUGCCAAGUAAGGAGGAGGAUGUCUGUAAAUGGCUUGCUUUUUGUCACAUGGCAAAGCUCAUGGAUGACAACCCCUGGAAAGAGUAGUGGUCAAAGGCCUACUAAAACCCACUACUACCCACCACGCAGUCUGAUAGUUUAUAUAGCAAUGAUGAAAUAUUAACAUUACAACACAUGUUAAUACGGCCGGUUUAGUUUACUAAGUUGGAAUUUUAAAUUUCCCGGGAGUUUCGUCUUGAAAACGUCGUGUAAUGAUGACGUGUACGCAAGAUGUCACAGGUUUUAAGGAAAUAUGAGCGCUGCACACACACACAGUUAAAAGUUGUCUGCUUUAACGGCAUGAUUACACAGUAUUUUGGAGAUUUGUGUUGCUGAAUCUUUUGCAAUUUGUUUAAUUAAUAUUGGAGAAGUCACAGUAGAAAGCUGGAGUUGGGAAGCUCUAGCCUUAAGCCACACAAACACACGGUGAUUCCUUGUUUAAAAUUUCUGGAGGUGAAACUUUACUAUGGAUCAGAGCGCGCGGUCAAGCAAACAUGAAUCACGACGGAAUGUCAACCAACAGGUUUCGGUGAGAAAAUUGUGUUAAAAAGUUGCUUCUUACCGGAGAAAAGCUGAGCCUGUGCCGUCCAUAAAGCUGCCGUCGACUUCCCUGAGUCAUUGGCGUCAAGACACCUGUGGACGUACACCUCCGACUAUCAGGUACUAUUUAACUCACUAAAACACUAGCAACACAGUAGAAAGAUAAGUAAUUUCCCAGAAUUAUCCUAGUAAAUGUCUCUAAAAACAUCGGAAUCCGUCCUAAUGCAAUCACGUUUAAAAAUUAUUAUUAUUUUUUUUUUUCUAGUCCGUCGCUAUCAAUAUCCUCAAACACGAAUCUUUCAUCCUCGCUCAAAAUAAUGGGGAAAUUGUCGUUUUCUCGGCCCAAAUAGUACUUUUUGUUGGAGGCUCCCAUUAAAAUCAAUGUGAAUAUGUGAGGAGCCCACACACGUGUGACGUCAUCGUCUGCGACUUCCGGUAGAGGCAGGGCUUUUCUUUUAGCACCGAAAGUUGCAAACUUUAUCGUGGAUGUUCUCUACUAAAUCCUUUCAGCAAAAAUAUGGCAAUAUUGCGAAAUGAUCAAGUAUGACACAUAGAAUGGACCUGCUAUCCCUGUUUGAAUAAGAAAAUCUCAUUUCAGUAGGCCUUUAUAAUGACGCCCUUUGUGCUGGACCCUCUUGCAAUAUAAUAAGUAUGGAAACAAUUGACUUUUCUUGACCCUGUAAUGAACAUGAGGCCCAGCAGCUAAACUUACAUCCUGCCUGUAAAGUGCCCCCAUCUGACACAAACCCUGCCUGAUGAUGUUUUAAAUCUACAUUUGAAAGACUUCUUUGUGGUCCAGAUUAGAUAUGCUUUGGUGUACAUUUUGUAUAACCUGUUUUUUGAGUGCGUCUGCAAGAUGUUCAAUUCUGGAUGCAUUCCCAGAUUGCAAAUGAAACCCCGCCCCACUUUCUCCAAAAAUAUCGUAAUGUACCUUUUGAAAAUGUACACUGUUUAAAUAUAUACCUCGAAGUUGUUGUUUUUUUCCAGACACGGUCGGAAAUAAACUUCAUAAACAUUACACAGCUUUAUCAGGACACAACAUUAAGUACACCUGCACAAUCGUCGCUCAAUUAAGACUGCAAAAAAAACGCUGCCUUUACCAGCAUUGAUGUCACCGCAUGCCCCACGUCGGCGUUAUUGUGCAGACGCCAAGAUUACAAACCCCAUUUCCAUAUGAGUUGGGAAAUUGUUAGAUGUAAAUAUUAACGGAAUACAAUGAUUUGCAAAACCUUUUCAAACCAUAUUCAAUUGAAUGCACUACAAAGACAAGAUAUAUAUUUUUUUGCAAAUAAUUAACUUAGAAUUUCAUGGCUGCAACACGUGCCAAAGUAGUUGGGAAAGGGCAUGUUCACCACUGUGUUACAUCACCUUUUCUUUUAACAGCACUCAAUAAACGUUUGGGAACUGAGGAAACUAAUUGUUGAAGCUUUGAAAGUGGAAUUAUUUCCCAUUCUUGUAUUAUGUAGAGCUUCAGUCGUUCAACAGUCCGGGGUCUAAACUGUCUUAUUUUACGCUUCAUAAUGCGCCACACAUUUUCGAUGGGAGACAGGUCUGGACUGCAGUCAGGCAAGGAAAGUACCCGCACUCCUUUUUUACAAAGCCACGCUGUUGCAACACGUGCUGAAUGUGGCUUGGCAUUGUCCUGCUGAAAUAAGCAGGGGCGUCCAUGAAAAAGACGGCACUUAGAUGGCAGCAUAUAAUGUUCCAAAACCUGUAUGUACCAUUCAGCAUUAAUGGUGCCUUCACAGAUGUGUAAGUUACCCAUGCGUGGCGCAGUAGGAGAGUGGCCGUGCGCAACCCGAGGGUCACUGGUUCAAAUCCCACCUAGAACCAACCUCGUCACGUCCGUUGUGUCCUGAGCAAGACACUUCACCCUUGCUCCUGAUGGGUGCUGGUUGGCACCUUGCAUGGCAGCUCCCUCCAUCAGUGUGUGAAUGUGUGUGUGAAUGGGUAAAUGUGGAAGUAGUGUCAAAGCGCUUUGAGUACCUUGAAGGUAGAAAAGCGCUAUACAAGUACAACCCAUUUAUUUAUUUAUCAUGCCUUGGGCACUAAUGCACCCCCAUACCAUCACAGAUGCUGGCUUUUGAACGUUGCGUCGAUAACAGUCUGGAUGGUUCGCUUCCCCUUUGGUCCGGAUGACACGAUGACGAAUAUCUCCAAAAACAAUUUGAAAUUUGGACUCGUCAGACCACAGAACACUUUUCCACUUUGCAUCUGUCCAUUUUAGAUGAUCUCAGGCCCAGAGAACCCGGCGGCGUUUCUGGAUGUUGCUGAUAAAUAGUUUUCGCUUUGCUUUAUCUUGCACUUACAGACGAACUGUAUUUAGUGACAGCGGUUUUCUGAAGUGUUCAUGAGUCCAUGUGGUGAUAUCCUUUAGAGAUUGUUGUUGGUUUUUGACACAGGGCCAUCUGAGGGAUCGAAGGUCAAGGUCAUUCGAUGUUGGUUUCCGGCCAUGCCGCUUACGUGGAGUGAUUUCUCCAGAUUCUCUGAACCUUUUGAUGAUGUUAUGGAAUGUAGAUGUUGAAAUCCCUAAAUUUCUUGCAAUUGCACUUUGAGAAAUGUUGUUCUUAAAGGCCUACUGAAAUUAGAUUGUUUUAUUUAAACGGGGAUAGCAGGUCCAUUCUAUGUCAUACUUGAUCAUUUCGCGAUAUUGCCAUAUUUUUGCUGAAAGGAUUUAGUAAAGAACAUCAACAAUAAAGUUUGCACAUUUUGGUGGCUAAUAAAAAAGCCUUGCUUGUACCUGAAGUAGCAGACGAUGUGCGCGUGACGUCACCGGUGUGAGGGCUCCUCACAUCCUCAGAUUGAUUACAAUCAUAGACACCAGCAGUGCGAGCUAUUCUGACAGAGAAAGCGACAAUUUCCCCAUUAAUUUGAGGGAGGAUGAAAGAUUCGUGGAUGAAGAAAGUUAAGAGUGAAGCACAAAAAAAAAAAAAAAAAAGAAAAGGCGACGGCAGUGUGAGCGGUUCAGAUGUUAUUAGACACAUUUACUAGGAUAAUUCUGGAAAAUCCCUUAUCUGCUUAUUGUGUUAAUAGUGUUUUAGUGAGAUUAUAAAGUCAUACCUGAAAGUUGGAGGGCUGCGGUGAACGCCAGUGUCUCCGGGAGAAGCCAAUGGAGGAGCCAAGAUCACAGCUGCCUUUUUGACAGCUACAGGAGGAGGUCACACAAUCCACUCAAGUCUCCGGUAAGAGCCGACUUAAUAUCACAAUGUUCCCAUCCAAAAACUAGCUGGUUGACGUAGAGAAACAUGUUCGUUUGACCGCUCUGUGUUAAAGCUUCACAACAAACAAAGAAACACCGGCUGUGUUUCGGCGCUAAAGGCAGCUGCAAUCCUCCGCUUUCCACCAAAAGCAUUCUUAUUUGACGUCUCCAUUAUUAAUAGAACAAAUUGCAAAAGAUUCAACAACACAGAUGUCCAAAUUACUGUGUAGUUAUGCGAUGAAAAGAGACGACUUUUAGCCGUAACUGGUGCUGGGCUGAUAUGUCCACUACAACCCGAGAAGUCACAAACACGCGUCAUCAUACGCGUCAUCAUUCCGCGACGUUUUCAACAAGAAACUCCGCGGGAAAUUUAAAAUUGCAUUUUAGUAAACUAAACCGGCCGUAUUGGCAUUUGUUGCAAUGUUAAGAUUUCAUCAUUGAUAUAUAAACUAUCAGACUGCGUGGUCGGUAGUAGUGGGUUUCAGUAGGCCUUUAAACUGUUUGACUAUUUGUUCACGCAGUUGUGGACAAAGGGGUGACCCUCGCCCCAUCCUUUCUUGUGAAAGACUGAGCAUUUUUUGGGAAGCUCUUUUUAUAGCCAAUCAUGGCACCCACCUGUUCCCAAUUAGCUUGCACACCUGUGGGAUGUUCCAAAUAAGUGUUUGAUGAGCAUCCCUCAACUUUAUCAGUAUUUAUUGCCACCUUUCCCAACUUCUUUGUCACGUGUUGCUGGCAUCAAAUUCAAAAGUUAAUGAUUAUUUGCAACAACAAAAAAAGUUUAUCAGUUUGAACAUCAAAUAUGUUGUCUUUGUAGCAUAUUCAACUGAAUAUGGGUUAAAAUUUAUUUGCGAAUCAUUGUAUUCUGUUUAUAUUUUACAUCUAACACAAUUUCCCAACUCAUAUGGAAACAGGGUUUGUAGAUGAGGAAUAUACUUUAUUCGUCCUUUUUUUCUCUUUUCUCAAUGAUCAAACUCAUCAUAGGCCAGCUUUAUGCACAAAUAAAUGUGAUUUUAUUAUCUUUUAUUUAUUACCCCUUCAUUCUUGUGGCACCACCUAAAGCAGUGUUUCUUAGCUAUAGGGCCUGGGCCCAUUGUUAGGCCGUGUGCAACCCCUAGAGUGCAGUCAAAAGAUAAAUCUCUUUCUCAGCUCUGGUGUGUAUGGGAUGCAGCGGCGCUCAGUUGUGAUACUCCUUCCCACCACUUGUGGCACUUACGACAAUCUCAAACCAACAGAAGAAAACUCAGCUAAAGUCAUAGAGACGUUUCUUAAGCGCAAACAAUUUAAAUUAAAUUAAAUUAAAAUUAUGGCUAAAGUGGUGAAGCUGUAAAUAUAUUUGCACUUUAGUUAUAUAAACUGUUUAGUUUAGACAAGGGGAACUGCACUUUUUUGGAAUUGUCCCUAUCGUUCACUAUCAUGAGCGACAAGAAGACAAACGUUUUUUUUAUUGCACUCAAACAUGUAAAAAUUGGCUCGUUCCAGGUAACUAGCAAUGCAGGAAUCAAUUCUACCUUGAAAUCCCUUUAAAAAUGCAUUCAAAAACGGUCAACAAUACUUAAUUUACCUUCCGAAACCGUUAUAAUAACCAGAGGUGGGUAGAGUAGCCAGAAAUCGUACUCAAGUAAGAGUACUGUUACUUUAGAGAUUUAUUACUCAAGUAAAAGUAAGUUGUAGUCACCCAAAUAUUUACUUGAGUAAAAGUAAAAAGUAUGUUGUGAAAAAAACUACUCAAGUACUGCGUAACUGAUGAGUAACCUGAUUACGGCAACAAAUAAUGCACAAAAACAUAAAAAUAGCAAUGAGCAAAUUCAGAGCCAUGAAUAUCUCUUAAGAAACUAAAACAAUAAUAUAUUUUAAAUAAUAGCACAUUAAAAUUAAAAAAAAUAAGGCACAUUGAGCCACAAUAACUUAACAGCACCAUAGGCUCAAUAGGCAUUGAUUGAUUGAUUGAUUGAUUGAAACUUUGUUUAGUAGAUUGCAUACAAUUGACCACUAAAUGGUAACACCCCAAUAAGUUUUUCAACGUUAAUCAAAUACUUAAUAAAUGACCAAGACGAGGUGAUCUACCUCAUAUAUACAUUUACAUACACACACAUAUCAUAUAUAUAUAUAUAUGUAUAUAUAUACAUAUAUAUAUAUAUAUAUAUAUAUAUAUAUAUAUAUAUAUAUAUAUAUAUAUAUAUAUAUAUAUAUAUAUAUAUAUAUACAUUUAUAUAUACAGUAUAAAAUGUAUAUUAUUUAUUUUGCCGUUUUUGUUGACAUGUUAAAGGUAUUUUAAUGAAUAUACAUGCAUGUUUAACAUAUAGAUUCAUAUCUUUCAUGAAGACAAGAAUAUAAGUUGGUGUAUUACCUGAUUCUGAUGACUUGCAUUUUAGUGCUGAUAACAUCCAUCCAUCCAUUUUCUACCGCUACCGCUUAUUCCCUUUCACAUCCACUUUUUCAAAUGGAGGAGAAAAAAAGUUCCUCUUUUCUGUCUAAUACCACAUGAAAGUCGUUGGUUUUUGGCAUCUUAUUUGUCCAGCUUCCAUAUUUGUUUUUAUACACUUUACAAGAAAUACAUUGGCAGCAAACUCCGUAGCUUGCUAGCUUGUUUGCGCUGGCUUUCGGAGACUCUUAUUUUGUUAGCGCAGGCGCGAUGGAGGGGCACUUUUAUUGUGAAGACAGGAACUGUGCGAUCAGUCUUUAGGCUUUUGACGGGAAGUACGGUUGAAAUAAAAAGUGUAUUUUUUUCCUUU